AUGAGUAUUUGUUCUCGAUUUGAAGUAUCAGAAGGUUCUGUAAUUCUUUAUGUUAAUUGUGUAAUGAAAGCAAUAAGAAAUAAAAAAUCAGAAUUUGUUCAAUGGCCUAAAGACAAUAAUCAAAGUGUUAUUUAUACAGGAUUUCAAAAUAUUGGUGGAUUUCAAAAUGUUAUAGGAGCUAUAGAUGGAACUCAUUUUAUUUUAACUGAGACACCAACACAAGAUCCAACAGCAUACUUUACAAGAAAAAAAAGAUAUGCAAUUCAAUGUCAAGGAAUUGUUGAUUUUAAAGGAAUUUUAUUAUGUAAUAGGAUAGCCUGGAUUG
This is a messenger RNA of Funneliformis geosporum, 325 nucleotides long. NCBI's taxonomy places the organism in Eukaryota, Fungi, Glomeromycota, Glomeromycetes, Glomerales, Glomeraceae. The record is from the annotation of a GenBank genome assembly.